AUGUGCCCUGCCUUAGUACACAGGGGGGCCCCUGGGGGCCCCUCAGAGCUUCCGGUGCUUUCUGAGGACUCGCUGGGCCCCAGGGGGCCCCUCGAGGGGCCCCUAGGGGCCCCCCUGGAGGGGCCCCUGGAGGGGCCCCCCAAAGCAGCAGCAGCAGCAGCAGCAGCAGGGGGGAAGGGGCCCAUGGGGACCCUUUGCUGGGACCAGAUGCUCACAUUCAUAUCACAGGUUGCUGCUGGGGAGGGGCCCCCAGCAGCAGCAGCAGCAGCACCAGCUGGUGAAGGCUCUUCGGGAAAGCAGCAGCAGAAGCAACAGCAGCACCAGCACCAGCAGCAGCACAGGCAGCAGCAAAAGGAUGUUUACUCCCCUGCUGCUUACCCUGCUGCUGCUGCUGCUGCUGCUUCAGGCCCAACUGCAGCAGCAACUGCCUUUCCGCAGCUAGGGGCUGCUGAGGCGGCACCGACGGGCAGCAGCAGGCGAGGCCGCACGGCGCAGCAGCAGCAGCAGCAGCAGCAGCAGCAGCUUGAAGCGCUCCCGCCCAAGAGACGCCGGGGCCGACCGCCAAAGAACCUACAGGAGCAGCAACAGCUGCAGCAGCUGCAUCAGCAGCAGCAGCAGCAGCAGCACGAUGAGGGGGCCCCUCGGGGGCCCCACCGGUGGGCCACAGAGACGGUUAAGGGCAGCCAGGGGGGCCCCCCAAGCAGCAGGCAGGGCCUAAAGAAGACAGAUGCUGCUGCUGCUGCAGCACCUGCUGCUGCAGCACCUGCUGCUGCAGCAACUGCUGCUGCCGGUGAAGAUUUGCUGCAGGAGCUCGAAGAUAGCCUCUGCUCUUACCUUGAGGUAGAAGAGUCCCCGUACGAGACUGUGGGGGGCCCCCCUGGGGGCCCCCCUGGGGCCCCUCCUGGGGGCCCCCCUGGGGGCCCUGCUGCUGCGCUGCCGCAGCAGCAGCAGCGAAGCAGCAAGCAGCCGAAGCAGGGGCCCCUUGAGGGGGCCCCCUUUCUGGAUUUGAACCCUUUUGGAGAAUUCGAAAUGGAGGGGGGGGGCCCUAAGGGGGCCCCACAUACCUCACGUUUUGCUGCAGCUCAGGGGCCCCCGGAGGGGCCCGCUGAGGGGCCCCCCGAGGGGCCCCCUGAGGGGCCCCCCGAGGGGCCCCCCGAGGGGCCCCCUGGGGGCCCCCCUGAGAGUUUCGCACGCUCUAGUCUUUUUGCUGCUGUCGGCAGCUCGUCUGAGCUGCACAGCAGCAGCAGCAGCAGUACCUGCAGCAGCGACAAGGGCAGCAGCAGCAGCAGCAGCAGCAGCAGCAGCAGCAGCAGCCAGAGCACGUGCAAAAGCUGCGACGCGCUGCGGCAGCAGCUGCUGCAGCAGCAGCUGCAGGGCUAUGACUCUUGGGGAGAAGAAAACCAGCGUCUUGCUGCUGCUCUGGAGACGAAGCAAGAAGCUUUGGUACAGCAGGAGCAGCAGCUGCUGGAGCAGCAGCAGCAGAUUGAGCUGCUGCAGCAGCAGCUGCAGCAGGCGGCCGAGGAGAUACAGCAGCGCGAGCACUUGCUGCUCAUGGCCAAGAAGCAGCAGCAGCUCCUCAAAGAAGAACUGCAGCAAGCAGCAGCAGCAGAAGAGGAGCAGCAGCAGCUGCUAGCCAACACGCUGCUGCUGCUGCAGCGGGAGAAAGAAGACGUCAAGAGACUCAAGCGGCUUGCUGCUGCUGACGCCAGACAAAUCCGAGAGCUCACUGCAGCGCAGCAGCAGCAGCAGCAGCAGCGAAGGUUUGCUGCUGCUGACUCCGUAGAAAGGGCGGCUAGAGCUGCCGAGCUUAGGUGCGUUGAUGAUCCGCUGCUGCCAUACACCUGCCGCAGCAGCAGCAGCAGCAGCAGCAGCAACAGCAGCAGCAGCACUGCAGCAGCAGCAGAUGAAGAGGAGCCGGAUUCCUCCCAUAUGCCCAUAGAGAGUCUUGACGAGGAAAUUUUUGGGGCAGCCGGCUUCAAAUUUAAUCAGCAGCAGCAGCUGCAGCAGCAGCAGCACAGACUCGAGCAGCAGCAGCAGGACAGGCAGCGACAGAGGCCGUUGGAGCAGCAGCAGGAGAAGCAGCAGCAGCACCAGCAGCAGGUAGAGGGGAACAAGUCGGUGCUGCUGCUGCA
Eimeria tenella is the source of this 2132-nucleotide messenger RNA. RefSeq lists its product as uncharacterized. Lineage: Eukaryota; Apicomplexa; Conoidasida; Eucoccidiorida; Eimeriidae. The transcript has a single exon. The record is from RefSeq and is a predicted model, not a curated record. The annotation marks the transcript as partial.